AGCUCUAAAAAAUGUGCCGACGCCGAAUAGUGUGCUGACCUGGGUUGUCGAGUCGAAAAAGAAGAGGAUGCUGAUCAAAGAAUACCGUAUCCUGUUACCGAUGACGGUACAGGAGUACCGCAUCGCUCAGUUGUAUAUGAUACAGAAAAAAAGUCGUCUGGAUUCUCACGGUCAAGAUUCAGGAGUAGAGAUCAUUAGCAACAAGCCGUAUACAGAUGGACCCGGUGGCAGUGGACAGUAUACAUUUAAGAUCUAUCAUAUUGGAAGUAGAAUUCCCGCCUGGAUCCGAACAGUGCUCCCAACAAACGCAUUAGAAGCACAUGAAGAAUCAUGGAAUGCAUAUCCAGUGACAAAGACACGGUAUUCAACCCCAAUGAUGGAUAGGUUCAGUCUGGAAGUUGAGACACUCUAUUUCGAUGAUCAUGGUCAACAGGAGAAUGUGUUCAAUUUGAACGAAAAGGACAAAUCUACUCGAAUAAUUGAUUAUAUGGAUUUUGUGAAAGAUCCCAUUUCAUCACAUGAUUAUUGUGCAGAAGAAGAUCCAAAGCUCUAUCGUUCCGAGACAACAAAUCGAGGACCAUUAAAUGACGAUUGGGUUGCAGAACAUUUGAAGAAAGGUCUACCCAUUAUGUGUGCGUAUAAAUUAUGUAAAGUCGAGUUUCGAUACUGGGGUAUGCAGACGAGAGCCGAGAGAUGGAUUCAUGAUUUGGCACUGAGGAAUACCAUGAUGAGAGCACAUCGACAGGCGUGGGCGUGGCAGGAUGAAUGGACUGGGCUCACGAUGAAUGACAUCCGGAAACUGGAAGCGGAAGCCGCAUUACAUUUGAGUAAAGUGAUGUCGGUGAAAGAGAACGAGGACGGACAUCAGGAUGAGAAUGACACGGAUGAUGAUAUGGAUGCAGGGGAUGCUGUAUCGGAUGAUCUUUAUUUUGAUUGUACCGAUACAUCGCCAAUCCCAACUCAAAAACCAUCUAUCAUAAGAUGGAGUAGUGAACUGGAACUUGAGAUUCAAGAUGACAAUUCUCCUCCAUUAACCCCGCACAAUGGAUCAACAGAAGUUGCUCUUCUUAUCAUGGUUUUUCAUGGAGAUUUCAGCCCGGACAACCCAGCGGAUUCAAAAACAACUGACACGAAUACCUUUAGUUCAACUAUCGAAACAUGUGUACAACGUCAUUACCCACAGCUCCGUAAUCGUCUGCACAUUGUAAAUGUGUCUUGUGGACAUGAAAUGACUCAAGUAGUUAGUAAACUUUCCAACAUUUCUCCAAGCUUCGGACUGUUACACCCAUCACUGUCACUUAUGCUCCCGUCAGCUAGCCAUUUGUACAAUGAAGCCGUGGAAGGAACGAUACGAAGAGCAAAUGAGACAUACAAUGAAUUUAUUGCAUCUCAACCACUGUUCAAUGGAGAAGUAUUUGUUGUUGGAGACUGUGUUGGGGGAAUAUUUCUAUAUGAAGCUAUGACAAGGAAGUGUGAUUCGAUGACACUUUUGAAGAGGUUGUCAUCGAAUUUGUCGUCUAGGAUUAUUAAAGAAGAUCAAUCACCUCACCAAUCAAUGACAGAUAUCACAAUAACCGACACAUCGUCAAUAUCGUCGUGUCCUCAACAACAUAAUCAAUCGGUCCGUGAUCAUUCAUCCCUACAGAAUGGACAUGCUUCCCGUCGAUCUGCUCGCAACUAUUCAGCACCUCCAUCGGCGUCGUACGUGCGUAAGAAGAUCUCGUUGGUGUCAGUUGAUUCUGUCAGUUUUGGAGCAUCGAGACUCAGCUUUCAGCCAAGCACUGUUUUCCUGCUCGGAUGUCCGUUGGGAUUGACACUGAUGCAAAGAAAACUUGAUGGAUCUGAAAUUGAUGGUCUGGAUUCUUGUCAACUCUUCAAUCUAUACUAUCCGUUGGAUCCUUGUGGAGCUAGGAUAGAGCCUGUUCUAGAUGGUCAGCUGUCAUGUGUCCCGCCGUAUAAUGUUCCAAAGUACCAAAGGUAUCCAUUGGGAGACGGAAAAUCCCAAAAGUUUGAGUCAACCAUUGACGCAACCCAGAUGUGGGGAAGCAAACGUAUCGACAACCUUCUCUACUGCCCCAACUCAAUGGUUGCUCUUCCGUCAUCAGCUCUUCCGAACAUUUUACACGCUUCUUAUUGGGAAUCUUGUGACGUCGCAUCCUUCUUACUUCGGCAAUUUGUUCGUGGGGAAGAGAAUUCUGUAUUGACAACGUUGUCAUCAAGUAUGAACAAUAUUCCUUUGAACAUUGAUCUUCCGACGAUGCAUUGGAAGCGGAAACGGACAAGGUUCAAGAUCGCCAAUCUCUCGGCCAACCAUCGAGCCAACGACAUUCUCGUCACAGCCGGAAUGGACCUCACUGUCAUUGCAAAAUUCUGCUAUGGUCCAAUGGAUUUGGUUGCUCUUUCCCGUGAGCCUGUAUCAGUAUUUGUGUACCCCCAACGUGGCGAUUGGUAUCUACACGGAGUAUUCGACACAGACUCGCAUGGGAGGCUAACCUUACAACUUGCGAAGACGCUUCCAUGCGGUAUUCAUUCCGUCAAAAUCGUGGUUCACGGGGAUCGAUCAUACCUUGACGCUUUUGUCGCGAUAGUUCCACAUGGUACAAAAUGUGCAGUUUUCUCUGUUGACGGUUCACUAACCGCUUCAGUCUCGGUAACCGGAAAAGACCCCAGAGUCCGUCCAGGUGCUGUGGAUGUGGUGAGAUAUUGGCAGGAGCAGGGCUACCUGAUCAUUUACCUGACUGCUCGGCCCGAUAUGCAGCAACGAGUUGUCUCAGCAUGGCUAGCCCAGCACAAUUUCCCCCACGCUCUUCUAUUCUUCAACAACUCCUUCUCAACAGAACCCCUGAAACAAAAAUCCCUCCACCUUCGUCAUAUUGUCGAUAUGGGUGUGCAUAUCCACGUGGCUUAUGGUAGUGGAAAAGAUGUGAAUGUCUACACGUCAGCUGGUGUUGAUCCAGAACAUGUGAUCUCUGUGGCUGGAUCAAGGAGGAGGAAUUGCGUACAAAUAGAAAGCUACUCAUCACACCUCGCAGCGCUGAAUUCUGGACAAUGUACACUAGGAAAACGAAUCGAAGACGAUGGGCUCACCCUUCAGUUGCACAGAAACGUCCAACGAACACCAUCCUUCACACCACGUGGCGGAAAAUUCGAAAAUGAAAAAGAUCGUCGGUAGCAUUUCCUGAUAGUAGGCACAACUAUUCCAUGAAAAUAGUAUAUUUUUCCAAUUUUUUCCACAACAAAAUACGGAUAAAACUCUCCCACAACUCCUUCCACUCACACAACAUUCCGAAAUAAAAUCAUAAAAUCAAUAAAUAAUCGAAAAUUGGCUAUAAUUCUCAUCUCAGGUUGUCACUUUUUUCUCUCCCGAAUUAAACGUUCCAAUAGAUUUUUCAAUCUCCCAGUGUUCUCAAAUUCUAGUUUUUUUCUUCCAAUAAUUUCCAUUUUUAAUUUGCUCAUUUUUCUUUUGUACAACGAUUAUUUUUCUCCGAUCCAGAUCACAACGAUUCGAGCUUAUUCUUUCAAUAAAUUGGUUUUAAUUUU
Caenorhabditis elegans is the source of this 3540-nucleotide messenger RNA. It is a transcript of the gene pitp-1, whose product is annotated as DDHD domain-containing protein. The record is from RefSeq and is marked reviewed. Gene Ontology annotation, biological process: lipid translocation; phospholipid transport; intermembrane lipid transfer. The coding region runs from base 68 to 3172 and encodes 1034 amino acids. Gene Ontology annotation, cellular component: plasma membrane; endoplasmic reticulum membrane. Lineage: Eukaryota; Metazoa; Nematoda; Chromadorea; Rhabditida; Rhabditidae. Gene Ontology annotation, molecular function: phosphatidylinositol transfer activity; metal ion binding. The transcript has 13 exons.